AUGUUUAGCCAACCCUUCCUCUUUGCAUUCCUGUCUGCGGGUGCAGCAUGGGCUACUCAGGCCCCCUUGGGCUCUGCAAGUGGAAAUGGUUGUCUUUCCUUGUCCAGCGGCAACCACCGAACAGCUUAUGAUACCUGCUGCUCCGGGGGAAGCACAUCCGGCAAAGGAUCUGUCAACGGGGUCGAGUUCACGUACUCCUGUGGAAAAUGGGCCACUGGAUCUAAUAAAUCACCAAUCAAAGGUGUAGAUGCUCGUGAGUGCGCUAAGCACUGUGCUGCCGACACUAAUUGUUUCGCAACUUCAUGGACUCCCAGAGGCCAGUGCUUUUUAGUGACCACUCAGGGCUAUAGCACCGCCUCGGGUAGUAACUUCUUGUUGAUUGAAAAAACUGGCGGUAUAGUCGAUGAGCCGGAACCGGAGAGCGGCUGCGGAAAGCCCGUCGAGGCAGCUAAGACUCAAUGUGAAAAGGAUGCUGCAGCCAGGUGUGAAGUGGAGAAGGCCGCGCUCAGUCAAGCGGAGAAAGUCGAAUGCGAAAAGGAGAUCACCGAGAAGUGCAAUGACGCUGCUGUCGCUGUCGAAGCGUCGAAGGCUCAAUGUGAACAGGAGAAGGCUACUCUCGGUCACGCUGCGAAGGCCGAGUGCGACAAAAGGAUCGCUGAGACUGCGAGUGCUGCUGAAACAUCAAACGCUCAGUGUGAAGCGCAGAAGGCUGCAGUCGCUCGGAUAGAGAAAGCUGAAUGUGAAAGGAGGACGGCGGAGAAGUGCAAGACCCACACUUCCAGUGCUGUCGAAGCCUUAAAGGCUCAAUUCGAACGGACGAAGGCUGAUAUCACCAAAGAUAUGGAAAACAAGUGUGAAGUGGAGAAGUCAAACCAGGCUAAGGAAUGGGAAAUUGCUAAGGCUAAACUCGAAGCUGAGAAAGCAGAGCUUCAGAAAGCACUUGACGCGCUAAAGGUGACAGGCGUUGGAGGAACUGCGUCGCAUGAGCAUGACGGUAGCGAUGUUGCUAGACGGUUGGCGGAGGUCGGCCCUACACCACAAUAUAACAUCUGCCCCCAGUUUGGUGGAAGAGAAUUCACGACGGCCACGUCGUCUGGCAACACUGCCAGGUGGCGCGUCAACUGUAAUAUGUUCGUCAAGGGCCAUUGGUAUGUUGAUCGACAUUGCCCACCUGGUUCGAUUGUUCAGAUUCUACGUGAGAGACAGGAAAACAGGGAAUAUAAGGGUCUCUUCUGGAAUCAUGUCAACAUCUGUCAUGAAGUUAUUCCAACUCCCGGUACUGGAGGGAUGUACCUAAUCAAGACUCCGAACUUCCCUAAUCAUGCGUUUAUUGAACGUAUUGACUAG
This is a messenger RNA of Aspergillus oryzae RIB40, 1347 nucleotides long. RefSeq lists its product as uncharacterized. The transcript has a single exon. NCBI's taxonomy places the organism in Eukaryota, Fungi, Ascomycota, Eurotiomycetes, Eurotiales, Aspergillaceae. The record is from RefSeq and is a predicted model, not a curated record. The coding region runs from base 1 to 1347 and encodes 448 amino acids.